Messenger RNA from Melopsittacus undulatus (budgerigar), 4685 nucleotides. It is a transcript of the gene ATF6, whose product is annotated as activating transcription factor 6. NCBI's taxonomy places the organism in Eukaryota, Metazoa, Chordata, Aves, Psittaciformes, Psittaculidae. Gene Ontology annotation, cellular component: nucleus. The transcript is spliced from 16 exons. Gene Ontology annotation, molecular function: RNA polymerase II cis-regulatory region sequence-specific DNA binding; DNA-binding transcription factor activity, RNA polymerase II-specific. Gene Ontology annotation, biological process: regulation of transcription by RNA polymerase II; endoplasmic reticulum unfolded protein response. The record is from RefSeq and is a predicted model, not a curated record. Bases 41 to 1897 code for a protein of 618 amino acids.
GCCGGAAGCAGACGUGUGUUUCGGGAGGAAGGCGGAAGCGAUGGCGGCGGCUGAGGCCGAGUGGGAGCCUGCGGGGUUGCUGUCGGCUCCGGGGAGCGGUCUCGAUUGGGAGGCGGUGCUGGGCGAGGAGCUGAGUGAACUACUGGGCCCCGCGGAGCCACGGCGGGCCCUGAGGGACGAGCCCGACGAAAAUGAUCUCUAUAACUUUCAAUUUGAUUUGGAUUUGAUGUCUUGGGACUCAGACCUUUGGAAUAUUACAGGCCAUGCUUUUACAGAUGCAAGCAUCAAGACAGAACCCUUAUCACCAGCCACUUCAAAUUGUUCAGUCCCUUCUCCAUCAUCUGUGGACUCUCCAGUGCAGAAUGUGCCUGAUGAUGUGGACUUCAGCAGUAGCUCCCAGAUGUCUCCACUUUCUCUCUACAGCAAGAGUUGCAGAAGCCCUGCAUCACCUGAAGGUGAUGGAGGGAAGAAGCCUGCUAUCAGCAUCACUUCUCGGUCUACAAAUAACUCUGCAAGGACCCUGAAGAGGUGUACUCAGACAGUGUCCAGGCCUUUGAUACAACCCAAACCCCUUUUGCCUGCUGUACCUGAAGCUCAGGCUAAUGUUGGCAUCCCAGCUAAAACCAUCAUUAUUCAGACUCUUCCCACACUUGUGUCACUGCCAAAACAUCAGCCAGUUGUUAAUGUCCAGCCAGCACCUCCUAAAGGUCAAUCUGUGGUGCUUCCCCAGCCCACUGUUGUACAGCUCCAAGCUUCUGGGGUGCUUCCUGCCUCCCAGCCAGUCAUUGCUGUCACCGGAGGGACCACACCACUUCACAAACAUACUGUGAAUGCAUUGCCUUCAGCUGCUGGAAAUGGCUCAACAACUGGCAAAGUAACAGUGACAAAGCCCUUGCUUCAAAGCACCACACCAACAAUGGGGCUGGAUGUCAAUGUCUUGAGACGGCAGCAGCGCAUGAUCAAAAACCGUGAGGCAGCCUUUCAGUCACGGAAAAAAAAGAAAGAAUACAUGUUGGGGCUGGAGGCGAGGCUGGAGGCAGCCUUGUUGGAGAACGAGAAACUCAAGAAAGAAAACAGCACACUGAAGAGGCAGCUGGAUGAAAUAGUAUCAGAGAAUGAGAAACUCAAAGUAUCAUCUCCAAAGAGAAGGACCCUGUGUGUGAUGGCUAUACUGGCUUUCAUAAUGUUGAAUUAUGGUCCAUUGAGUGUAUUUGAAAAGGAUCCCAAUGGAGUUGAUUCCACUGCGAGUUCCAACCACAGGACCAGAAAUCUUCUGGAGUUCUCAGCUAGGCAGGAGUUCAGCACAGCUCAGAAAAUACCUGGGGACAUCAUUCCCGAGAAGAGUAAUAGGUCUGGUCGUUCUGUAUCUGAUAACAAAGCACUGAUGAUAGUCUCAGAAGAACCACUGUUAUAUAUUUCACCACCCCCACCCCCCUGUCAGCCCUUGAUUAACCGGACAGAGUCACUGAGGCUGAAUCAUGAGCUUAGAGGAUGGGUUCAUAGACAUGAAGUGGAACGAACAAGAUCUAGAAGACUGUCAAAUAACCAACAGCAGAAAGCGCGAGUUACACAGAGCUCCCUCAGCAAGAAGGCAGAUUCUCAGCUAAUGGCUAUGCCUUACACAGACACCAGCCUCAGCAGGAACUCAGGGAAUGAGCUGCAAGUGUAUUAUGCCUCUCCAAGGAGCUAUCAAGAUUUUUUCGAAGCUAUUCGUAGAAGGGAGGAUACAUUCUACGUGGUGUCAUUUCGCAGAGACCACCUGUUAUUGCCAGCCACGGCACAUAACAAGACCAGAAGACCAAAGAUGUCUAUAGUGUUGCCAGCUGUAAACAUCAAUGAACAUUGCUCCUCCACCCUAUUCUGCCUCCUCCAUGGGGACUACACGUGUCCUGAAUAAGCAUCUGGAAGCUAGCUGACAACAAAGCUUUCCUCCCAGCUGUUCUUUGAAGCCCACCUUAAUUCUUUGUCCACCUGUGGAGAGCUGGCUGCUAGAAGAGGAUUGGUCUCCCUGGGAGGAUUUGGCAAAACUUUCAAUGGAAGAACUUGUCACCUCCUGCCUUUUCUUAUGUCUCAGCCAGGUCUCUGUGGAAGAACAGAAACCUUUUCCACUGCCACCUACUUGCCUUUGCUUUUUGUUGCCACAAACCUGGCAGAGGAGAUGAAGGGAAUGAAAGUGAAUGUCCUUUUCUUUGAAACUCUUUCGGAACUUCAUCACUUUCUUUCUUCUUCAGGAUCUUUAUUUGUCUGUGUAGUAAAGUUUACCCAUGACACUGUUUCCAAACAUGAAACAGCUUACAGUUCAGUCGAGAACCCUUUGAACUGCUUGGAUAGUCGUCUUUCCAGCAGAACUGUCUGACUGCACUUUGAUUACUUGAGUGCCUUCUGAGCUUAGUUACAGACUCUGCCUAUAGCUGGCUUGAGCUGCUCCCACCACCACUGUAGGGACGAAGGACAGGUACAGACAAAUAUGAGGAAGCAAAAAGAGUUGUCAGUCACUGUCCUACAUGACUCUGCAUGGAUGUUUAUGACAUGAUUCUGCAUGACUGGUCUGGCAGUUUUCACCAGUGUGCAAAGUAGAAUCAAAUUUAUACUUUGAAGAGUUUUUCUUGGAGGGAAGAGUGGGGGUAAGUCUAGAUAGUGGCAGUCCGAGUGUUUUGAAGAUAAUGGCAAAUCUCAAUGGAAAAUUUUGUAGUAGACAGGUGUGGGUAUGUGAGCAUGUAUGCAUUCAAUAAGAUGAAAGUUUGAGAACAAUUUUGUACAAACCAAGAAUAGUACAUUACUAAUUUUCAAGGCAAAAGCUUAAUAAAAACUAUUCAGUUGCUGUAUGUUGGAAAGGAGUAAAAAUGGCCAUUACCUUGCAGCUUCCUCCUGUGUGCUGCUUCUGGUAAGACUGAAUUGACUGUGAAUCAUACAAAUGUGAGCAUGAGGAUAAGCCAGCAAAAACCCCAUUGAGGGCUUAUGCACAGAUGCACAGAAAUAGGUUUAAAUAUUUAAAUAUAUUUAAUAUGAUAACAUGUUAAAUAUAUGUUUAAGUUUUUUAAGUAUAAUAACUUGUUACGCAUUGGUAUGUGUUAAUCCUCUCUCUUUUACCCUCUUUUCCUUCUUCUGCACCCUCUUUCCAAGCUUGCUGGGCUGCCUACCGCCUGCCAAUUGAUAGCCAGUACAUGCUGUGAGCUCCUCCAUCUCUGCCUCCCCUGAUGCCCUCCCAGCCAUUUAGCCUUCUCCCAUUCCCCUGCUGGUUACUGUCCCUCGGUACAACUCUCCAUUUUGCCCCCACGGCCACCCAUGCCCAUGUCUUGACCUGAUUCUGCCCAACAACAAAGCCGAGCAUUUGCGCACAAAAAAGUGUCACUCACAGAAAAUCUGCCUGAUGAUACCUAAGGACCUUAGGGCUGGUGAGCCUGGAAGGAAAAAAGCACAACUGGAUAGUCCUGGUUACACUGUAUAUGGUUUUGGAGGCACCAUUGGUGUGCCUUUACUGAGAAGUUAUUCCAGGAAGAAAUAUCUUUCUGUUUCUCAUGGGAAUGGAAGGCAACUGCAAUUUACAGUUAAACUCCAGCUUUUGUUUUUAACCAAGUCAUGUUUGUUAUGCUGGAUUGCAGCUAUUAUUUUAGAAAUCUAACUAUGCACUUGAGACCAGUUAAGUCUCCAGUAGAUUUCAUUCCUAAAUUUGCUUUUAUUGUAAUUUGGAGUCUUGUUGGCUCAUUACUCUAGUUCCAGAUUGACAUAUAGGCAGUGCCUUUCUUGAAGUUUAAGUGAAAACAUCUGCCAUUAGCCUUCUAUUUACUUAAUUGCUGUAAAAAAUGCAAGUUACAUGUACAAAAUGGGUUAUAACAUCAGUCUUUGUAUCAAAAUAAUCUAUAGAGUACAGCACAGCCAAGCCAGUCUCCCUACCCCAGGCACAAGCCUUUUGUCUCUACAGAAUGCCCACAGCAUACCACACUACCAGUAGUCCUCUCCUUGCAGCACACAGAAGUGAGAACAUAUGUACAGUCCUUCAGUAUAGGAGACAGCAUUCAAUAUUUAGCUCAAGAAACCACUUUCGUUAACAGAUUUCUCCCUAGGAUUAGGUUAGGUACUCUUGCAGCUUGCACUUCAUAGGAGCAGCUGUAAACAUCUAUGCAGAUGUGUACUCACCAUGAGUAUUGGUGCCCUAAGCAGUAGCACAAAGAUCAAACAGUCUUGUUUUAUUCUUAGGAUCCCUGUGCAGAACAAUUCCCCAUAUGUGAAAGUCCUUCCAUCAUUUGCUCUCAUUUGAGGGCUGGUAUCUAUGCAACAGUGAGAGGCCUGAUGAGAAAGCCCAUGGUGAGAUCUGAGGCUCAUUAUCUGGGAAUUGGCAGCCAUGACAGUUUUGAAUUUUUUACAGAUAUUCUGAGUAGGUUUUUGGUCUAAUGUCACACAGUGGGACUUGUCUUCAGUCUGCCUUUGACACAGCUGUGUGCCUGACCCUCUGUAACUUGCAUGUUUCUGACCUCUUAAGGAGCCCUGUUCUCCUAAGGGUUGCUUUUUGUCAUGAAGCACAACAUGGAAAUAGUCUCCUAGAGGCAGAAAUGAACUGUGAACAAGAUGCUGAGUUUUGCGAAAUCCAUGUGCUCUGUUACAUUGGCCAGCCCCUGAUCACAACCACUUCCCUCAGCCUUCCUUGCUAGCAUCCACCAUCGUACUCAUGUAACAGACUUCAGAAG